Cydia splendana is the source of this 472-nucleotide messenger RNA. RefSeq lists its product as uncharacterized. The transcript has 2 exons. Lineage: Eukaryota; Metazoa; Arthropoda; Insecta; Lepidoptera; Tortricidae. The record is from RefSeq and is a predicted model, not a curated record. The coding region runs from base 75 to 380 and encodes 101 amino acids.
AUCCGUCUUCUAGUUACGAGUUGAAACCCAGUUGAAAAUAUACAUUCUUAAGUUAUUAAUUGAUAUAUUUUACUAUGAAGACCGUGUUUGUUUGCUUGUUAUUCGUGGGCUUGGCUUUGGCCAAGCCUGCGGGAGAUGAGGACAAUUCGAGAGGGUGUAGAUACAUUAUGGGGAAAUGUGUCGAACAAUGCCCAGUGGGCACCCACGCCUACACCACGGGCUGCGGCCACCUAACCCCAGAGGCGACCUGCGCCAACCCGAACCCCAAAGAAGACACACGCGGAAAAAUCUGCGACUACUCCUCUUGUUACUGCGACGCGCCCACUGUGCGCGACGAGAAGACCAAGCAAUGCGUUAGCUUGGACAAGUGUACUAAAUAAAUGAAAUAAUAGUCGAUUUUUCGUGAGACAUCGAGAAAAUUUACGUUUUAAAACAUGUGUCAUGUUUAAAUGAAUAAAUUGGUUUUACUAUC